AUAGUACACACCGAAACGGACACAUCGGCGGACUAGCAGCACAGACUGCCGCGGAGGGUUUCACAUACACACCGUCUCUUACUUUGGGAGCUUCUCUUUUUACUCAAAUAAGGAAUUGCCUAUUUUUGGAGAGAUGGCCCAGGAGACCAAUCAAAGCCCCGUGCCCAUGCUCUGUGCCACUGGCUGCGGUUUCUAUGGUAACCCUCGGACCAAUGGCAUGUGCUCGGUCUGUUACAAAGAGCAUCUAAUGCGGCAAAACAACGGUGGAGUCAGUCCUAUUAGCACAAUGGCUUCCAGCAGUGUCACCAGUAGUCCUACCUCUGAAGCCUCAGCCAUCCAGAUCAUUGAAGCUACGCUUAACAACUCUUCUGCUGCUAGCGCUGAGUCGCCCUGCGCAGCCGCCGCCGCUGCCCUUCCGGUUACACAACAGAUGACUGAGAUGAGCAUUUCCUGUGAAGAUGAUGCCGCCUCGCCAAAAGUAGAUCUUCCUGAGCCAGUUGUCACUCAGCCCACAGCGUCCAGCGCACCUCCAAGCACAGCUGAAGAGGAGGCCAAAACCGCCGGAGCCCCCAAACCCAAGAAGAACAGAUGCUUCAUGUGCCGCAAGAAGGUCGGCCUGACGGGGUUCGACUGCCGCUGUGGGAAUCUCUUCUGUGGUCUCCAUCGCUACUCAGACAAGCACAACUGCCCGUACGACUACAAGGCCGAAGCCGCCGCCAAGAUCCGCAAGGAGAAUCCAGUGGUGGUGGCCGAUAAAAUCCAGAGAAUAUAAAGCUCUCGUCCGCCGCUUCACCUCCAUUUAGCGAGAGACGAGAGGAAAGGACUCGCACUUUGACCUGUGAUUCUAAAGACUAGUUUUUUUAAUUACCGUAUGGGGAAGAAGCCGCUUUCUAAGCCAAUGCAUGAGUGAUCACCGUCUCCAUCUUUCUGUUGUCAGUAAAUGAGCUUCACAUUGAAACGAACGAGAGGAAGAAAAAAAGAAAACGUGUGUGUGUGUGUGUUUGUUUGUGUGUGAAUGUGUGGUCAUUGGUUUAGUCUGUGUUGUGGACUCUUGAAGACUGUUACGGCUCUGAGCGCCGGCGGAGCAGCAGUGCAUGGCUGGCUCAUGUAGCACACGGACGCUCUUCACUUCCUCAUGGAGUCGCCUUCACCACACUAGCAGACGCUUUCCCGUGAUUCAACUCUUCAAGUGUUUCUUUUUUUUUUUUUUUUUAAACCGUUCAGCGACUUUGUGAGAGAAAAAAAUAUUACAUAACAAUCCAAAUCAGAUGGUUUAACGCAGCCAGACCAGAAUGCUUCAGUUUUGACAGAGCACAUCCAACAGUUGCAGGCUUAGAUGGGGCAACUAAUGCAAAACCAUUGACUUCUGAUCCUUUAAGACAUUUGAUGAAUACGAUGAUUUAGUUUGAGUUGUAAUGUGACGGCAGUUUCGGGGCUGGUUCAGAGAGUUGUGGGGGUUUUUAAGUGGGUGUUUUGCAUGGUUCGUGAAUUGAGUAUUUUACAGUUGACUGCAAACUACAGGUCCGUUUCUUUCUGCUUCACUCUUCUUCUGUUUGUGUGUGUGAUUGAUCUUUUCAGUGGGUAUUGACUGUGCUGUUGUUUAGUGUCAUUCAAUCAGAUCUUUGAGUGUCGUCACUCGGUGAACGCCGUGGUCAUUUUUCUGUCUGUUUUCCAGGUUUUGGGUCUGGCUGCUCAGUGCUGUUUUGUUUUAGAGAUUUGAGUUUACACAGUAAAACUAACCUUUUGAUUUUAGUUAUGCAAGUUUGUACAAACCAUCUUUAUUUAUUAUAUGUAGUGCGCAUAUAAUCUUGUUACCCGACAUUACUGAGAAAUUGUAUCAUGUAAAUAAAAUUAUGUACAGAGAUAUCA
Molecule: messenger RNA, 1869 nt
Organism: Danio rerio (zebrafish)
Lineage: Eukaryota; Metazoa; Chordata; Actinopteri; Cypriniformes; Danionidae
Gene: zfand5b
Product: zinc finger, AN1-type domain 5b
Molecular function (GO): DNA binding; zinc ion binding
Source: RefSeq, marked provisional